AUGGGUCCCCCGGGGCUGGUGGGGGCGCUGCGGCGCCCGGACGGAUCGGCGGGGCGUCGGAUGGCGGGGCGCCGCAUCGGGGGGAUCGGGGGAUCGGGGGAGCGGGGCGGCCCGUUCGCUCGCUCGCUCUCCGGCCGCGGCCUUUCUGCCGCCUCCCCGGGCCCCCGCCUCGGCACGGUUUCCCUUCCGGCCGUCACCCUGGCUCGGUCCUGUCUGGAUGGUGUCUUCCUCUCCUCCGCCGAGAAUGAAUUUGUCUGCUCUGUCACUGAGGAGCUGGAUCGCUUCGUGCUGCAGAAGCAGCUGGGAAAAGUGCUUCUCUUCCCACCUCUGUCCAGCCGCCUCCGGUACCUGAUUCAUCGAACUGCAGAGAACUUUGACCCCCUGAGCAGCUUCUCGGUCGGGGAAGGCUGGAGGAGAAGGACCGUCAUCUGUCACCAGGACAUCAGGUUACCCAUCUCCGAGGGUGAUUCCGGCCCCGGCCAGGGCCACCAUGCCAAGGGCAGGAGCCAGGGGCUCAGAGCCACCCCGUCCGGGGAACCCUCGGCCGGGUUCCGGGGCGGGCGCGGACACCGUGGGCAGCGGGGCCGCAAACCGGACCAGGCUCUGUACGUGCCACGGGCGCUGCGCAGGAAGGUGCCCUGGAGACCACGCCCGCUCAAGGCCGGCGACCCGGAGGAGAAGAAGGCCACGGAUCCAGCCCGCGGGGAGCCCAGCGACGUUGACGGCGGCGCGGAUCCGUGCUCUCGACCGAGCCAGGAGCUCCCUGAAGUGCCCGAGCCCGCAGAGCCCGAACGAGACCAGAGCCAGAGCGGUGAAAGUGAGCCACUGCGGCCGCUGCAGGACGGUCCGGACCCGCCGGGCUCAGAGCGCUCGCCGGUCGAGGGAAGCAGCCUGGAAGUAGCAGAGCACCUUAGGUCUGGCUUGAGCCUGUCCCUGGAGGGAGCAGACGGGAGUAGCCUGGCAGACGGUGUGAUCGGGGAAGAGGAGGAGGAGGAUGGCCAGUCAGAGGACGAUGGCACUGAGCUGCUGCAGGAGAUCGUGGACCACCUGAACAAGAAGGAUAUUCAGGUUGAGAAGAUUCACGUGGACACUUCCAGGUUUGGGGACGAUGAGGUGGGCGAGAGUGACUUUGGGCAUGUGGUCGAGAUCUUUGACUUUGAGCCAACGCUGAAGACCGAGGACCUGCUGGAGACUUUUUCUGAAUUUCAGGAGAAAGGUUUCAAGAUCCUGUGGGUGGAUGACACGCAUGCGUUGGGCAUCUUUCCUUGCCUGGAAUCAGCGACCAAAGCCAUGGCAAAGGAUUUCCUGUCGCUUAAGAUCCGACCCCUCACCCAGGGAACAAAGCAAUCUAAGUUCAAAGCUCUGCAGCGCCCAAAGCUCCUGCAGCUGGCGAAGGAAAGGCCACAGACCAACACGACCGUGGCGCGCAGGUUGGUGGCCCGGGCUCUGGGUUUGCAGAAGGAGAGGAAGGAGAGCGCAGCGGGGCCGGGCGGUCCUCCUCCCCGCUGCGAACCGCCAAGCCCCCCGCAGCCGGCGGACUCCCCGGAGCCCCCCGGCCCCCCGGAGCCUACGGGACCCCCGGCUGAGUGAACGCAGCGACUCCAGACUCCGGGGUUUGAGCCCCCCCGCUGCCCAGGGGUACGAGGCUUAGCUGCGGGCCACCUGCGGGUUUGAGAUUUGGUGGUUAACAUUCAAAUGGGAUUAACUUAAAUGUUGUUCAUAACGUGGCUUGCCCCCCUCGCCUCCCCCAGGGGGACCAGUACUACUGAUUCCAUCCGAGCCGCUCUUACUGUAGACGACUAGGGGGAGCCAGAGGAUGUAGCUCUCCAGAACGUGGCGGUUUCGAGGAGAUCUGGUCACCCGGUAGGGAGAGGGGAUGGGGUGAGGUCACUCCUGGCCUCCCAGCCCAAUUCCACGUGUAACCUGAUAACGCUGCUACUCUGCCCCGUGGAUAUCGUGGUGGGUACAGUGAGUGCCCCCUGUCCCCAGCCUCCUCUCGGAGAGACCUCCUUCCCACCGGAGCCGAAACGGGCGAUGGGAUUUUCUGAUGGAGAACAAAACCACUCAGGCCCCUGGGGGUUGUUGCUAGGGAUCGAAUGUUUGCGUGGGUUGUUAAAAAAAAAAAAAGCGGUUCACUGUGGAAAAUAAAUGUUAGAGUACAAAAAUGUGUAGCCUGAGACACUUCUGCUGAGUGGAAUGCUCCCUUCCCCAGGGUGUCUUCAGCCAGAAGGAGUAGCAUUCUGGAAACAGUGAGUGGAGAGGGAGGGAGGGGGUUGCCGGGGCCGUUGAUGGUGGUGCUGCUGUCUCUUCCCCACGAGGGCCGCAGAGAGAGUCACACUCCCUCUCCAGACAGGAGGCUCCGGGCUUAGGUCAGAAGCAUGAGGUGGUCGGAAGGAAAAGUUUGAAUUUGAAAGAAGCCUGGCUUUCUAGAAGAGCGGGGACGUUAAGGUGAGGUCUACUGCCAUAGUGGAGGGGACAGUUAAUCAGGAGAAAAACCGGAAUUACCCAGGUACUCGAAGAAAUGGCAUUCUUCCCUCGCUCGAUUAUCCAGCCGUUUUCCCAACCCUCCCCCGGCCUCUGGCCCGAACAGACAUGCCCUUGGCCUCCUAGGAAUUCUACCCACUUUCUGCUGAUAGGUAGGUUAAAACAAGAGUUCCGUUAAUGGCUGUCACCCAAAAAGAGGCGAGCGGAGGGAUUAGGACCCAUCUGCCGUGGUGGUGAUUCCCAGCCUCCAGAACCUUUCUCAAAUACCACCGUCCUACCAGCUGCUAUAGUGCUGUUCCGCUCAGGCAGUGGAUACGUUGGCUCAGGCGGGACCUCUGAUUCCCAACUCUUCUUGAAAAAAAGGAAAAGGCCUGGAAGAGAAAGGGGGACAGAGCCAACAAGCCGGAUACUGCAGGAGGCUGUAGACAGCACCACCUGGGAAAAGAGAAUAGAUAUCCAUUUGCUGGAUGGUUCAGGCAUUCAUUUCCCCUGCCAGAGGUGGGAAGCUGGACCAGGCGAUCGCUCACAUGCCCUUCCAGCUCCGUGCCGGUCCGUUCGGCCUCCUUAAAGCGAGAAAGGGCCUAGAAGACAGGUGUUCUGGAUCCCACCCUACCCUUUGGGCCUUGGGUGAGGUUUGACUGGGGGACGGUGAUAACGAGGGUCCGGUUCUCAGAAAGGGAAGAGAGACACCAGCUGACGGGUCUCUAAUGAAACGCCCACUCAUUGCAUAUGAUAAACCAUUUAUUCUGGGGACAAACAACUGUGAUUCAAGUAUGUGUGGGUGUCUCUGACGACCCCUGGCCAUCAGGGAGUGUCCUCCAGAAACCAAGGGCCGGGAAUAGUUUAGCACCAUUCAUUCGCCUUUGCCAAAAGGAAACCGCUCAAGACAACAACGACAAGUCAUUAUACAGGUGGCUUUUUGCUGUAUUUAAGAAGGCCCCGCUGCCCAAUAUGAAAUGCCAAUAAAUUACUGUGUUUCUAUUGGA
This is a messenger RNA of Ornithorhynchus anatinus (platypus), 3470 nucleotides long. It is a transcript of the gene R3HCC1, whose product is annotated as R3H domain and coiled-coil containing 1. The coding region runs from base 1 to 1590 and encodes 529 amino acids. The record is from RefSeq and is a predicted model, not a curated record. Lineage: Eukaryota; Metazoa; Chordata; Mammalia; Monotremata; Ornithorhynchidae. The transcript is spliced from 8 exons. Gene Ontology annotation, molecular function: nucleic acid binding.